Molecule: messenger RNA, 9136 nt
Organism: Hemicordylus capensis (graceful crag lizard)
Lineage: Eukaryota; Metazoa; Chordata; Lepidosauria; Squamata; Cordylidae
Gene: TMC5
Product: transmembrane channel like 5
Exons: 25
Coding region: 6072-8726 (884 amino acids)
Cellular component (GO): plasma membrane
Molecular function (GO): mechanosensitive monoatomic ion channel activity
Source: RefSeq, a predicted model, not a curated record
CGCGGGGUGCCCGGAGAGGCGGGUCCUCCCCCCACCACCACCACCACCACGGCUGGGCCCCGCGCAGAGGCGGGCAGGCGGCAGCGCCGCUCCAGGCCGCCCUCCUUCCUGCCUGAGGGAGACGAGGCGCCGCCAGUGUUGGCGCCCCCGCCGCCGCCUCGAGAGCGGCCUCCCGGCCCCCGCCAGACCCACCGCUCUCGCUGCUGCCGCCGCCGCCGCCGCUGCCGGGACUGUCCAGGGCCCGCGCGCCGCCGCCUCCUCGCGGCUCGCGCAUGGUGGCCGCCGCCGCCGCCUUCGCCGGGUGGGGGGAGCUGCUCUCUGGUGGCCGCCGCCAGCAGCAGCCCGCGAGGAGCCCGCCUCCGGAGGGGGGGAGGGAGGAGGAGGAGUCGGGGGGGGGCCGUCGCCCGUUCGCCUUGUCCCGCCCGGCUUGGCCCCCUCCGGUAGCGGCCUUGGCUACCUUUCAGCUGCUUGCUUUCUUCUCCACACAGCCGGGGGGGGGGGCAGCCGGGCCCAGAAGGAACCCCGCCGCCGCCCCACCCCCAGCAGCUGCAGGGCUCCUUCCUGAGGGGCAGCAAGGCACGGCCACGCACCCCCCCCCCCUCGGGGGGGAUUUCUCUCUCACACACAGACCCCCCCUACAAGUUGAGCAUGCACCCCUAACCCCCCCACCCCCUGCGACCCAGGGGCAGUCUUUUCAGCCCAGGUGGGCUCCUGAGGGCACACACAGCCCCUGGGCUGGCCUCCAACUGGGGCCCAGAGGCCUGGGCAGGGGCAUUUCUCAAGACCCCCCUCCGCAUAGGCCCACCCCACACAUUUCCCCCCCCCACACACACACACACCACCCUGGACAGACUGAAGAAGAUUUGGGGAGGCCCCGGACUUGGGCCCAGGAGGCCAGGGGUAAGAGCGCCUCUGCCUUCAGCCUGCAUAGAGUGCCUGACACAGGCCAGUCUCUCGGGGCACAUCUCGUCUCCUGUUAUUUGCAGUGCGUCGUGCGCAACACAUGGGCAGUCGUGCGCUUCCUAGCUGCAUUUCAGAGAGCCUGGACCCAGCUUCAGUUUUAAAAUGAACCCAGAACUCAGGGCAACGUGCAUGGUCUCUUCCUACUGUCUGGAUCCUCCCAACAACCCUGUGAGCAGCGGUGCUCUCCUGGAUCAUCAGGCUGCUGAGGCCUCUCGAGUCCAACAUCCACUGUUAACCACUGGGAAGCCCACAACGCAGGAAAUGAAGACAUGCCCCUCUCCUGCUGUUGUUCUGCCACUGGCUUGCAAAUUUUGAGCAGAGAAGACGGAGUGGAGAGAGAAGGAGUGGAGAGAGAAGUUCCUCCUUGUAUCGUACACAUAAGUACUUUUCCUGCAGCAGCAACGAGAGCAGAUGGAGGGGGUUGUGAUGAUCUCCUUGCAGUUCUCCUCCCGGUUUGGCACACCUGGGGUGGGCGAGGGACAUCAGGAGCAUGAGAAGCAGUGUGGGGUAGUAGCCGGAAUAAUGGGUUAGGAGGACUGAGAGACUCUGCUUCAGGCUGCCACUAGAAAUGUAGGCAGCUGCCUCAUAAUGGGCCAUGCCAUGGGUCCAUCGAGCUCCGUCUCAUCCACACUGAGAUGAGCAGCGGUGCUCUUGACUCCAGCCCUACCUGGAGAUGCUGCGGCCAGGGAGGGAUGGAACCUGGGCCCUUCUGCGCGCAAAGCGGAUGCUCUGCCACUGAGCUACGGCCCCAUCCUGUAAGGAGAAUCUCUUACAGCACUCACAGGUAGCCACUGAUCCAAAUGCAAACCAGGGCAGACUCUGCUUAGCAGAGGAGACAAUCCAUGCUUGCUACCGCAAGACCAGCUCUCCUCUCACUCAUUUAUGAAGUUGACAGGCUGGUCGCUAUUCUCCAACCUCGCAGGGCUGUUGUGAUGAUGCACAGCAGAGGGCAUGGAGGGAACCAUGUAUGCUUCCUUGUAUUACUUGGAGAAGUUGAGAUGAAAUGUAAUAAAAUAAAUCCUAGUGGGAUAGCUAGCCACCUAUUGGCACAGUGGGGAAGUAACUUGCCUAGGGAGCAAGAAGUCGCUGGUUCGAAUCCCCGCUGGUAUGGGAAACACCUAUAUAGGGAAGCAGUGAUACAGGAAAAUGCUGAAAGGCAUCUCAUACUGCGUGGGAGAUGGUAAUGGUCAACUUCUCCUGUAUUUUACCAAAGACAAUCACAGGGCUCUGUAGGUGCCAGGAAUUGACAUCGAUUUGACAGUACAACUUUACUUUAGCGGGAUAGCUAUGUUAGUCUCUUAUACUGUUAGUCUCUUAUCCCGUGACUGUUGCUGGUGUCUAUCUUAUGUUUCUUUCUAGAUUGUGAGCCCUUUGGGGACAAGGAGCCACCUUUCUUUCUUUCUUUCUUUCUUUCUUUCUUUCUUUCUUUCUUUCUUUCUUUCUUUCUUUCUUUCUUUCUUUCUUUCUCUCUGUAAAACCACUUUGGAAACUUUUGUUGAAAAGCUGUAUCUAAAUAUUUUGUCGUUUUGUUAUACAAAUGGAAUGGGUGUUUUUUCUCUAUUGCUGUGAGGUAGGUCUGGCUGAGAGGGAAGCGACUGGCCCAGAGUCAACCAGUGAGCUUCAUUCCGGAAUGGGUGUUUGGACUCGGGUUUCCCUGGCCCGCCCAACACUCUAACCACUGUGCUACUACUGCUAACCAGUAGUGGACUCUCCUUUGCUGGUGGUUUCCAAACAGAGGCUGGACGGGCAUCUGUCAGGGAUGCUGCAGCAGUUUCCAAGACCUUUAGAGCACCUUCCAACUCUAAAAUUCUUUGGCUGACAUCCUAAGUAAACUUACUCCAAGUUCCAUUGAAGUUAAAAGGACAAAUUAGGCCCCGUAGUUUAAAUGGGACUUCCUCGAAUAGGUUUAGACAGGAUGUUGGCCUGUGAUUCUGCUUUUCCUGUUGUCAUCUUAAGCGCUGCAGUACUUUGGAAAAACCCCAAAUGGACUGUGAUUGAAUGUAUAGAGUUGCUGCUCUAGGAACUACGGAAGGCACUUCAGUGCCAAGGUGGUGCCCGCUUGCCUGAUGCCUGCCCUGCAGCAGUACUGGUCACUGAAUCUCUGUGACUAAUGCUGCAAACGGGAAUGAAUGGCAUGUGGAUGAGGGAACGGGCUUGGCUCCUGCUCCUCUCACCUGUGGCUUGUCAUGUUGGCAACAUAGUGCAGCCUGUUGUACAAUUGCCUUAGGGGGGACUUGUCUUGUCGCGCUGUGUCAAGAGGCAUUCUCGUGGAUGUAGGGCGCUGUAUAAAUGAUCAUAAUAAACCCCAUGUGGGAGGUUCAGUCUUGAAGCAGAGGAGGUUUAUAAGGAUGGCCAGAACUGGGACUCUUUCCAGGGGCUGCCUCAACAAACCUCCAAAGAAAGUUACUUAUUGAUGUUUGCGGCCGGGCAGGGGGGAGUAUCAGGCAGCACCUCUCCCUCCUCGUCUCCUUGUGACCAGCUGGCUGAUGAUUGGUGCCCUUGCCCUUGCUGUCGAGCCUGUCAGGGAUGGGCUGAAUUGAGCAAUAGCUAGCCAGUCGGGAGGAGGGACGGAGGCUGCCUGACUCUCUCCCUCCUCCUCCCGCUCCUGGAGAGGACUCUUCUUGCCUAACGCUGAGACAGAUCCUCAGAUCAGGAGCCAGAAGGAUGCCAAUGAGUCAGGGUGGGAGGGAGGGGAAGAGUGAGUGGAUGCACUGCCUUCCCUCGAGGGCCCAGUGACAUUUGCCCCCACCCCAUUGUUCAGUGUAGCUUUGGCCCUGGUUGAUACGAUACAGCUGUACUCGUUCUGGACUGGAACCUCGUGCUGGAAACCCCACAACGUGCAGGAGCUGCUCUGGCAUUGAUUGCUAGCCCUCUGAUUCUCUAGCCACAACUUCCCUCCUCGAGUAUGACAUUUGGGCAGCUGGUGGAGAGCUGAGCUGCUCGAGACCAGCCCGUCUGCAGGGAGUCUUGCCAUCGUGGCCAACAAUUGGCAGGGAAUACCAGCUCUGAGUGUGGACCCAAUCACACAAGACCACACAACAGUUGUGUUAAGCAAUCCAGAAGAAUUUAUUACUCUCUAGUUAAUGCAGGCUAGGAGAAUCCUUGCCCCGAGUAAGCAGGUGCUGAAAGAAUCGGGAAAAGUGGACCCUUUGACCUCCCUCUGAUGGGGGUGGGUGAACCAGGUCUUAGAACCCGGUUUGUGGCUUAACCAGAACCGGGGGUGGGGUGGGGGUGAACCAGAGGCACCCAAUCAGAAGUGUGCCUCUGCCCUGCUCCCCCACCCCGUUUUAUGGCAUGUGACCAGCAUCAUGAGAGCAUCUCGAAUGAGCAACCGUUGCGCAGGCUGCCUCCCCAUUUCCAUUCGUGACGGCUGCCACGUCUUUUCUUCCUCCUACCCUUUACACCAGUGUUUACGUCCUGAGCGGCCAGCAGAGAGAGACCAGAAGGUUCUCGGCCGUAUCUCCCAGAAAGCAGGGAAUGCAUAUCCUCCAGUGUCCAUUCCACAGCUGAACAGAUGGAUGUGGCUUUUAACGUAGGAAGGAUUCAUGCCCAAACCCCCUCCUCUUUGAGCCCGCCCUUCACAUAGUUGAAGCCAACACCCCUGCAAUGUUGGCACACCAGACGAUUGCCUGGUUUGCCUCUAUGACUGUCUGCUCCCAUGCUCUGGGAUGUGAGCAUGAGCUAUGAGCCACAGCUGGAGCUGCUGAUGGGAAGCACUCCCCCCCUGCACUGCUCUCCAGUGUUCCCUCUCGCAGAGAUGCCCAGAUGUUGUGGACUACAACUCCCAGAAUCCCCAGCUGCAAUGGCCUUUGGCUGGAGAUGAUGGGAGUUGUAGUCCACCACCUCUGGGAAUCCCUGUGAGAGGGAACACUGCUGCUGCUGUCCUGAGUCCAGUGCCAGGACUGGCCUGCCCACUAGGCGGGCCCAGGUGGUCCUUUAGGGCUCCAGUUCUUGGCUGUGUGGGGGGCAGGAGCAGGGGGACGCAUCUUGUCUCAGGACCCACGCCAGCCUUGCUACACCCUGCCCUGUUUAUAGAUCCUGUUCACAAGGGCUUGGGACGGCGCUUGCCAGGUGGCAGGCUGCCCAGGUAAACCUCUCCUGCCAUAAGAAGCAUACAGGUGCUGCUGCUUGGGAGCCUUUGGGGAAAGGCACGGAGGCAAAGAAAGACCCACAUGUUCCAAACUGGCUGUCCCGAGCGACAAGUUGUUCUGUUUUCCGAGAUUAGCUGUGUGUUUUUUUAAAACUCUGCAAAGCAGUAAUUCUUCCAGAGGUUUUUUUGACAGCCUGUGUGGGUCACCUUAAGUGGCGCAGCAGGGAAAUGCUUGACUAACUUAAAAGCAGGAGGUUGCCUGAGCGUCCCAUACUGUAGGCUCUACUACAGUAGAGCUUCUUGUUACUAAAGCUUUAACAACCCAGCUCAAGCCACUGGUGAAAAGGGUGUGCCUGUUGUCUACUGUGAAUGAGAAAUAAUUCCUGCGUUUGUGAUGAAUAGAGUCAGCCUAGGCUGCAAAAAACCCAAUAAGUAGCAGUGCAAUAGAACACGCCAGAGGAGUGAAGUACAACAGGGCCCCUGAAAGGGAGCGAGGAGGAGGAAGAGGAGGUGUGUGUGCCGGGAGGGGAGAGGACCUUGGGCUGAAACUAGCCGCAGUGCCUCCACGUGAGCUUGGCUGCAGUUCUGUGGCAGGACCGGGCACCAAACGCCACCAGAACUGCCUGUGCCCAACUUUGCUAAUAUUUGAGUUGUGUGCUGCUGCUGCUGCUGCUGCUGCUGCUGCUGAGUGGGCUUCCGGGAGCAGUGGCUGAAGUGGCGGCAGCAGCACCUGCCGUCCUGCCUCCCCCCCUCCUCCCCCCCCUCGAUCCCAGGCCAGCUACUUCCUGAGAGACCAGCCAGAACACCAGGAUGGCCUGAGCUGCGCUUGCAUUAUUCCAUGCGCCAGGCAGGGCUCGCUCCACCACAGCUGCGUCCCUGGAGGAAAUCCUGAACUCCUGCGGAGAAACUCCUUCACUCCUUCCUUCGUGGUUCAGAAUGAAACUUCACUUAUUAAGAAGCAAUCUGUGAAGUUAAUUCACAAUAAAUUUGCCCCCAAAGGCAAGGAUUUGGAUUCAUCAUGGCCUUUCACUACAAUGAAGCCUUCGAAAACCCGGACUAUCACUACUCUGAAACACUGGAGAUUGACCGGAUCAGAACUCCUCAAAGGAGUACUUCCUUUCACCACAAUCCUUAUGAUUCCUCUCCUUACAAUUCCUAUGAUGAUUACAGCGAAGAAGGAGAAUGGGGGCAGGAUCCAUCCACCAUGAUUGCGAUGGACUCGAUGCAAAUUCAGUCGGAUCCUGAAUACCAUCAGAGAGCGUCGGCAUUUGAGAUGCCUGGUUCAAAUCCCUAUGGAAAUGCGCAUGUUAAUCCUUCAUUUGAAUAUGAACCGGAAUUUGGAUACAUGUUACCUACUAACAACGAUGCCCUGGAUGAUCAUUAUACAGAGUCACACAGACCUUCCGAUACACCUGAUGGAAUUAGCUUCCUCCAGAGACAUAACAGGCAAGAGGCUGAUAUGGUCUUCAUGACACCUUCUAGUCUGCUUCGAUUAGACUCAGGAUACGAUGACGAGAGGCAGAAACAAGAAGAAAUUUUAAUCCGAGGUCUUGCAGAGCUGUCCACUCGUGAGAGAAUGAAAGCAAUCCAAAAGAUGCCCAAAACUAUGAAAGAAAAGAGAGAGAUCAGGAAUCAUGCUCUCAUGGAGAAAACAAAGAAGUCGCCCAGCCGCGAUGCUCAAAUUAACUGUUGUACCCAAUGUUUCUACAACACAGCUUUGCUCUUUCGACAGUUUAAAAAUGGCUUGUGGGAAUGCUUCCAGCUCUUUCAGUUUUGGCAGAAGACUCUCAAAGACAUUGGCGGCAAAUUUGGGACCAGCGUCCUUUCUUAUUUUGUUUUCCUGACGUGGCUCCUGAUGUUUAAUGUUUUCUCUUUCGUGGUGAACUUCAGCUUUAUCACAGUCCCUCAGCUCAUAGCAGCUCGCCCAAAUAACCUCUCAUUCACAGGCCUGGAGUUUUUCACAGGAGCUGGUUAUUUUACAGACACUGUGCUCUACUAUGGUUUCUAUACCAAUUCUACCAUCAUGAAAAAUGAGAACAGUUCUCCAUAUUACAUGCAGCUGGCCUAUAUUUUCACAGUAGGAAUUUAUUUCGUUAUCUGCUUCUUAAGCCUGCUCUACAGCAUGGCAAAGUCCUUCCGCAAGAACUUUGUUAAUCCUCGGAUGUACUCUGGAAAUGCUGCCAAGCUUCUUUGCAUCUGGGACUUCAAUAUAACCAACGAGAAAGCUGUGAAACUGAAACAGAGGAACCUCAGGACUCAGAUCAAGGAAACCCUAUCUGAAGUGAAUACUGAAGCCCUGAAGCUUUCCCUGUGUCAGAAGAUGGCUCACGUCUCUGUCCACCUGGCGGCUUGGGUCGUCUCCUCAUUAGCUGCAGUUGCUUCGUGUGCUGGCAUUUAUUUCUUCUCCCUCGUUAACUUGGAACUGAUUCUGGAGAAGGAUGAAUCUGAGCUGAGAAAGCAAGCUAACACUCUAGUAUUGCCCAUUGUGGUGAGUCUGGUCAACCACAUCAUGCCUUUCUUCUACUCGUUCUUUGGCUUUGUUGAGAAAUUCACAUCUCCCAGGCACCAGAUCUACACCACUAUUCUCAGGAAUGUUAUUCUGAAAAUGGCCAUCGUUGGGAUUCUCUGCUACUACUGGCUUAACAUUGUGGCCCACUCAGAGGCAGAGUGCUGGGAAACCCUGGUUGGCCAAGACAUAUACAGGCUGUUAGUGGCUGACUUCAUCUGUUGCUUGAUGGGAUCUUUCUUUGGAGAAUUUGUCCGAAGGCUCCUGGGAACAAAAUGCUGCAAAAAGCUUGGCGUGCCGGAGUUUGACAUUGCCCGAAACGUUUUGGAUUUGAUCUAUGCACAGACUUUGGCAUGGAUUGGCAUCUUCUUCUCGCCUCUGCUCCCUGCCAUUCAGAUGAUAUCAUUUUUCAUCAUCUUUUAUGUAAAAAAGGUCAGUUUGAUGAUGAACUGCCAGCCACCCCAAAAAGCUUGGAGAGCUUCUCAGAUGAACACUCUCUUCAUUUUCCUGCUUUUUUCCCCUUCCUUUGUUGGAGUCCUCUCUAUAAUCGCAGUCACUGUAUGGAGACUGCAGCCUUCUCAAACAUGUGGUCCUUUCCGAGGUCUGGUGACAGUAUUUCAGGCCAUUUCUGGCUGGGUAGCAGUACUGACCACGUAUCCCGGCUCCAUGUGGGUUGUGUGGAUUUAUCGGAACCUCAUUGAAAGCGCACAUUUCUUCUUCAUCCUGUCCGUCAUUGUUUUAGUUAUCACCUACCUGUACUGGCAGAUCAUAGAUGGCCGGAAGAUAAUGGUGAAGCUGCUGCAAGAGCAGAUUAUCAAUGAAGGCAAAGAUAAAAUGUUCUUGCUGAAGAAACUACGUGCGCUACAGGCAGCUAAGCGUCCAAAUCGGGGAGGGCAACCAGAGGUUGGUGUUAAGAAUCUGCCUGGACAGCAGACGCCAGCAUUCCCACCCAACUACGCAGAAGGUUCUCCAAGGAGGAAGGAGAGAGACUCUUACGCUGAGCCCACUGGAAUGCUUGGAAUGACCACCUUCUCUCAUGCAGCCCAAGAAGAUCGCCAGGCCAACAGGAGUGCUGGGGCUUCAGAGGCUCUUGCUCUGGCCCUGAGAGCCAGGCAGGAGGCUGAAUGGGGCCUGGAAGAGGAGGAGUCGGAGGAGUCCAGAUCAUGAAGCAGCACUUUGUUAUUUGCACCCAGGAGAUCUCUGUAGCGAUUUCCAGAAGAGCAGGAAUUCUUGCAUCAAAGAUGGCACUUUUCCACUUUCGUUUUGUUAUGCAAAAGUUGCAAUUUUGUUUUGUGACUUUGAGAAUACAGUGCAAGAUACUAAAAUCAGAAUGUAGCUCUUCACCAAGUCAGGAUUCCCUCUGAAGUCCAGGUCUUGUCCAUACUUAAGGAGACAUGAAGCCACCCUUUUCACAGAUAAAAGGCCGCCUGCUGGAUUGAUGGAAUUUAUCUCUGGUGAACAUUGCCAAGUCCAGUUCUCUAAACAUUUCUGAGAAUCUUCUACCUGAACUUCUUUAUUUUUGCUGUUCCAAUCAGAGUAUUUUUUUUAAAACAGAAAUUAUACAAUGAUAAAACCAA